GCCAGCGCUCAUUACCAUGAAAUAUUUUCAAAUUGAUAGAUGUCCUUCGCUUUCUUUGCUGAUCAGGUCAAGAUAACAGAACACACAAACUGUCCGUUUAAUUCAAGUUCUUUUUUUAUUGGUUUCACCAUCUACACCACAGCAAGUCAGCAAAAAGAACAAAGGCUUACGGGGAAAGGGAACGUGCUUUAAUGGUUAUACUUGCAUAAUAAACACACAGAAACCCUAAUCACCUCAAUACUAUUUAGGCCCACCUCUCCAACAACACUGUCAUUUAGGGGUUGAAGGCUUUGGGAUCAACAUCAUGGCUAACGGAGUGCAAAUGUGGCUGGCUUUGCUGUGGAGUUUAUUUCUAAGGGGAUCUGGCGGAGAAACCAUAUGAGAAAAUUAAGAAGAUUCAAGAAAAUAAAGCCAGCACUCUACGUUAGGUGAAACGCUUAUACUUUUAUUAGAUGCGUGAAUGCGGAGAGUGCACUGACGUCCGCGCUAUUUGCUGGGUAUGAUAAGGCGCAGAGACCGGACGCAGAAGGGCCAGCAGUGGUCGUGGACUUGUCUAUCUACGUCAGCUCAUUUGGGAAUAUCGAAGAAGCAAACAUGGAAUACAAAUUAUUCGGAUAUUUCCGUCAGUUCUGGAAGGAUGAGAGAUUGGCGAAUCGCCUUAAUAAAAGUGUAGUUCUUAAGGGAGAUGAGAUCACUAAAAUGUGGAGGCCAGAUCCGUUUUGCUAUAAUGCGCGGGAGUCGAGUCUCACUGCCUCCGAUGACGAUAUCAACAGCAUGAUGACUAUUCACCCGAACGGUGAUGUGGUCUAUAGCAGAAUGACCAUUAUAACGGCUGAAUGUGAGAUGAAACUGCACGACUUCCCUAUGGACGAGCAGCAGUGUCACUUGAAACUUGGGAGCUAUAGUUACAGCACCAAGAAUAUCGUGUAUAGAUGGCAGUCUCCCCUGGGUGUCACGGUCAGAAAUAAGAACCUCGCGCAGUUCAUCUUCACGUACCUCGAACUCAGCGAAUACGAAGAAAUCUAUGGGAUGAUGGGUAACUACUCGAUCCUUCAAGUCGACUUCGCUUUCAAGCGGCGCUUGGGCUAUUUCUUGAUUCAAGUCUACGCACCUGACAUUUUCGUAGUACUAUUAAGCUGGAUCGUGUUUUGGAUGGACAAAGACGACAUGGGGAACCGUAUGGCUCUUGGUAUCACCACCAUACUCACAAUUAUGUUCUUGCUCGGGUCCGUCAACGCCGCCAUGCCGAGAGUGAGUUACCCGAAGGCUUUAGACUGGUACCUCAUGGUGUCGUUUAGUCUCGUUUUCCUGGUGCUGAUAGAGUGCAUGAUCGUAUUCGUCAUCAGCAAGUAUAAAAACGAUAGAAGAAAAAGAAGAAUCUCAAAGAUUCUCAACUCGGGUAACAGCACAAAGAGAGUGCCGUGGCUGGACAGCCUUCGCAAGCGCGAGACAAACGGGAAUGCACGGGCAAUGGAAAAAUCCGAGCUUCUGGAGAUGAAUCCCAGUGUUCAACACGACGAAUCAAAUGUGCCAACACCCCCCAAGCCACGCCUGUCAAUCAACGACUUGACAGGCAGCCAUGAGGAGGAGCUUCAUGACAGCGACGUUGACAAGUUUGCGAGGAUAGUGUUCCCAAUGGUGUUCAUCGUCUUUAAUAUUCUUUACUGGUGUAUCUACCUGAAAGUGUUCUGAAAUAGGAAGACGCCUGCAUGAGGACUUCCUGUAUCGGAUAUUACUGGUCAUGUGAACAUGAGGACUUCCUGUAUCGGAUAUUACUGGUCAUGUGACCAUGAGGACUUCCUGUAUCGGAUAUUACUGGUCAUGUGACCAUGAGGACUUCCUGUAUCGGAUAUUACUGGUCAUGUGACCAUGAGGACUUCCUGUAUCGGAUAUUACUGGUCAUGUGACCAUGAGGACUUCCUGUAUCGGAUAUUACUGGUCAUGUGACCAUGAGGACUUCCUGUAUCGGAUAUUACUGGUCAUGUGACCAUGAGGACUUCCUGUAUCGGAUACUAAUGGUCAAGUGACCUUGAAUUGGAUACCACAUCUGAGAUGUGAAUAAAAGUAGCGAAAAAGACACAAGCAUAGAAUAAUGCAUGACAAAGUAAAUGGACUGUUUCUGGGCUGGAAAGGAGGACAGUAAUAUUUGAUUCGCGAUAUUGCUCGAAUCUCUGCUUCUGUCAGCUGCCUGUCUGGUAAAAUGGAGGAAUUUGUUGAAGGACAUCGAUCUGCGGAACAGAAAGGAAAUAGCAAAUAGACGGGCUGGUAUCAUGUAUAGCAUGUAGCAUGUAGCAUGGAGCAUGUAGCAUGGAGUAACUGGUAUCAUGUAUAGCAUGUACCGGAGAAAGCCCCUAUCUAGAGCUAAAAAAUAUUUGGAAACCGCUCCGAGACAAAGUACUUUAAAGAGUUGACGAACUUAGGGGUGAUGUUGAUUUGGAACGAGUGAAGUAAACGAGAAGGCUGAUUAAUACUAAACAUGAACCUGGAUUUGCAGGGAAGAAGAUUCGUUCAAAAAUAAAAAUAAAUGAUAGAAAAACUAAAAUAUUAAAUGGUCUUGCAUGAAACAUAAAGAAAACUUUCCACAUCUUCUUGUAAUAGACAAAAUAUGGUAUAAAAGAAUUGAAAGGAAAGUCCUUUUUUUCUAGAGUUAACUGCUAAGUUCCGCAGUCAUAUAUAUCAUUAAAAAAUAAACAUCAUUAAAAUAAAUGAUUUUUGACGACCGCGAGUACAUGAGCUGGCGGACAUUUUGGACACAGCGGCAUAAGAAUUAUCUGGGUCUUAUCAAAGUUCUCUUCGCUUUUUGUCUACAGUAUACGACAGUUCCGUAUCACUUCAUAUUAAGAUUGCUCUCGACUACAGAUUUACUUAUGCAUAUAAGAUGCACAGAAAAGGCUAAACAUUUUCAAAUUUUAUUGAUAUAUAUGUUUUUUUUUCGUUUGCACAUAGUGGUAGUAGUUCCGUAGCAGCGGUUAUAGUUCCGUAUUACUGAAAAAUUAUGUCGUCUGGUACGCGUUUUUUCAUUUGAGAAAUCAAUAAAAACGUAUUUACUGAAUAACAUAUCACAUCCCUUCCUUUAUGCUCAAAAUUAAUGUAUAAAAACUUAACUACGCUAUACCGCAGGUUAACAAACCACAAUCGUCAAUACGCUUUCGCUCGCGUGUCGCUAACAAAUCCAUAUUGCAAGAAACAAAACAAUCUGGUAGAAUUCUUCCAAAAUAAAUGCCACAACCCACACAAGUACUGAAAUUUGUUAAUUUUCGUGAUGGAGAGCUCAACAAAAAGCCGUUUUUAUUUACAAAAUCAAAAUGUGAAUGCAACGGCCGCCAAUGCGUACUUUUAGAAGUUCUGAAAUAACAAUCCCAUAUCCCUUUUUAAGUUAGCCAGCUAAUGAUUUAACUAUGGUUAAUCUUGGCCGUUUUAUUUAAUAAUCCUAUCAUAUUGAUAUAUCAAUCACAGUUUCAAUAAUUAUUUUACUAUAGAAUUUAUUAUUUUUUCGAGCGCUAAGUAAUAUCAAGGAGGUUGUCUUUAAAAUGAAGUUCUUUAUUCAGCCGAAUGACUGAAAUAAAAGGCCCACAUAAUAAAAA
Messenger RNA from Nematostella vectensis (starlet sea anemone), 3584 nucleotides. RefSeq names its product gamma-aminobutyric acid receptor subunit beta. The transcript has 9 exons. Gene Ontology annotation, molecular function: transmembrane signaling receptor activity; neurotransmitter receptor activity; extracellular ligand-gated monoatomic ion channel activity. The record is from RefSeq and is a predicted model, not a curated record. Gene Ontology annotation, biological process: chloride transmembrane transport; nervous system process; regulation of membrane potential. Bases 595 to 1692 code for a protein of 365 amino acids. Gene Ontology annotation, cellular component: synapse; neuron projection; membrane. Lineage: Eukaryota; Metazoa; Cnidaria; Anthozoa; Actiniaria; Edwardsiidae.